Messenger RNA from Exophiala spinifera, 2877 nucleotides. RefSeq lists its product as uncharacterized. The coding region runs from base 1 to 2877 and encodes 958 amino acids. The transcript has a single exon. Lineage: Eukaryota; Fungi; Ascomycota; Eurotiomycetes; Chaetothyriales; Herpotrichiellaceae. The record is from RefSeq and is a predicted model, not a curated record.
AUGUUGAAACGUCUGGGCGCAUCGGCUCACGUCUGUCUCAGAUGUCAAAGGAAACAGAUCAAAGAGAGUCUUCUUCGGCCUUCGAACAGACUCGGAGCCCCGAUCACAUCUGCGGCGAGAAGAUGGCAGAGCAAUGUCGCCGCCUCUGCCGUUCCUCCCCCUGUUGAGCAGGGCGAUGACAAUGGAGGAGACGAACAUGAACCCUUUCCCCGUCGUCGGGAGGAUUCCUCUCAUACGAAAACCGCCUCUCCGCACAGAAAUCGGCAUCGAACGUCGAUACGACAUUGGAAACCCACCCGAACCGCAGAACUAGGCGUGAACUCGCUAGGGAAACCCGCCGAAAUCCUGAUUCUCCCCUCUACGGACCGCAAGAUACCGCAGGUUCCGAAGGAUGGAGGUGACAACAAGAUCGUCAAGGCCAUGAUGCGGCAGGCCAUUGACUUUGAGAAGCAGCCUCUCCAACUGCAAGAGUUGAAGACCAACAUCGAGCAAGCCAUGCGUCUGCUAGGCAAACAACGCGGUCAGCUGGAAUACAGAGAGUGGAGCAUGUUAAAGACACACUUGAUGAAGGGGUUCACAAGAGACCAUUUGAAGCACUAUGUCAUGUCCCACGCAGACCGCUUCAAGGAUGGAAUCGCAUAUGUCAGGGUCCUUGAAAGAGGUAAACUCCCUUUGACCAAGUUCAUUGUGGAAGAAAUCUGGGGCUUCACCAUCCCGAUCGCAGUGUUUGAAGAUUCGGAUCAUUCAAAGAAAAAUAUCAAGGCUGAAUUUCGAGCCGGGGAUGAGAUUUUGGACUACCUUUUAAACGAUGAAGGCCAGCAGUUGAAGAAAAUAUCCGAAUCUCAUCAGGUCCAGAUAGAUGUCUUCCGAUCACAGCAAAGGCUCCGUGUCCACGGAACAGCAACCAGGGUGAACUUGGCUUCGUCCAUGAUGGCUCGUCUCUUGAGAAGCUUCACUAUCAUCUCCAUUCCCUUCACUAAGAAGUCUCUGAACGAAACAUACGCCAAUCCGGCUUUGCAAGCUCUUGUGAAGCCUUUCUUGAGAUCCAUCGAGCAAAAGUUUCACGUACGCAUCAUUCUGUACCCGAACUGCAUUAACAUCGUGCACCGCGAUCGACCCAAGGCCGCCGACCAUGCUCACAGAGAGAUUCGACUGGCUGCUGAGAAGUUUUCUGAAGAAGGUCAACAGGUAUUCUUGUACCAUGAAUCUUCGAUGAGCGAUACAGCCAUGGCAUCUUAUCCGACACCGGCUGAACUGCCAUGGGGCUUGCGUCAAUUACCCUGGGCAAGGCUUGUAACAUCAAAGACGCCUGCCAACUCCCACGAAGUGGGUCGUCCUCAAGCCGAAGUUGAGCCAUCAGUCAUUGAUCAUAUUGAAAAGAGUUUACACAAAACUAUACCUCUCCCUACUUCUCGCGAGACUUUGCACUGCGAAUUUUCCGUCAAAUUCGGGAAGGCAUUAUGUCAAGACUCUACAAAUGUCGAUUCUACUGCAGUUGUUGAUGUUAUGUCGAAGGCGAUGCGUUCGCAACCGGCGGGUGUUUCAUCAGAAAAGCUCACCGAGGCGAAGCAAGGGACAGAGGGGCAUGGAAAACUAUCCUCCUUCGGCGAAUCGUGCUUUAUCGGAGACAUACCCUAUCUAGCUCAGCAGCUUGCAACAUUAAAGCUCUGGGAGCCACCGCAAAGGCACGAUACUGAGGAGAUCCGCCGAGACGGCUUGCUGACCUUACGCCUCGUCCUUGUGCCCAUAACCAAGCCCAAGCAAUACCCUAAAUUUGAGGUUGUCAUUGUCGCAGGCAAAUCUCGAGAUGGGAAAACAAGCUUAUCACUACGCAGUAUUGCUGCUGUUUUCUCCGAGAAAUCCUGUACAGUCCUCUGUCCGAACCUAGAAGCUGAUAUGGAGGUCUCUGCACGGCUUAAACGGGACGUCUGGUAUCCAGGCAAGCAGGAUCCAACACCUUUUGACAAGUUGCUGCGCGACCUCAAAAAUUACAUAUCCCGAGCUCAGAACCCGAAUAGGGCUGACUGGGUUUUUGGGCCGUUUGUCAAUCUGGGCUUCCCCAAACACUCGCCUGACUCUCUUGUUGUGAGUCAGCAGGGCAUUGAUGGUAAGAUGCCGAGACACCAACAUGAGACGGAGGUGACUGUGAGCAAGCAAGAAUCUCCCUUUGAAAAAGUUGUAUACAUGUUGCAGAGCGUGGAUGCCGUCGACGUCGAUUCGAAGUCUAUCUCAGUGUAUGAGCAGGGCAGCGAGGGAAAGAAUGAACUAUGCUUGGAACAUCUCACACUCACAGGCUCAAGCACAACUAAACAAGAACUUCGCUUGGCUACGCAGUCGUAUUUGUCUCCACCGUCACUUGAUAACCCCGACAUUCGCCUCGUCACCCGAGCUGGUCUCGCGUUGGUGGAGCGACUGGGUAAUGAUCCCACCAAGACAAAGUCGUCUCAAUUAGGUGAUGACGUUCUGCUUCCUGAAGUCCCACAUAACGCUAUGACUUCAGCUUCUGGAGUCAUUGAGACGACGAAGGUGAAAGAUAGUCAGUCUCGUUCGAAAAAAGCCUCAGGCGGUGGAUCCACAACAAAGAGAUCCAAAGCCCCGAAGCGAGAUCGAGGGAGAAGCGCCUUCAAGGGCACCAAGAAGAGUCCAGCGAAGCCAGCGCCUGAGAACGCCAAGCAGGUGAAAGAACAGUCCGAAGACGCUGUCGACAAGUUGGUGGGAAGAUCAGAGGAGCCAGAGAAAGCGACGCCUAAGUCGAAAAAGGAUCGAAAGUCGACAAGGACUCUGAUCAAAUCUUCCAAAGCUGCAAAGUCGAAGUCGAGGGCAUCAGCUGCGAGUACAAAACCUAGCGUGAAGGCCGAGACCGAGACCGAUUCAUGA